UUCCACCCUUAGGAAAGACGAAAGAGUGAGUCUACGAAUAUAAAGAGAGUGAAAGAGUGUGUGAGAGAGAGAGGGGAGAGACAUAGAGAGACGUGUUUGACCAAACCAUGUCUGGAACGCUGGGGUGCGUGCUUGUGGCCGUCGAUGGCAGCGAAGAGAGCAUGAACGGCCUGAGAUGGGCACUCGACAAUCUCAAGCUCCGAUCUGCUGCUUCCGACACCGAUGAAGGUUCGUUCGUGAUACUCCACGUUCAAUCCCCGCCGUCCAUAGCCGCCGGCCUCAAUCCCGGUGCCAUCCCUUUCGGUGGUCCCAGUGAUUUGGAAGUGCCUGCGUUCACAGCGGCGAUUGAGGCGCACCAGCGGCGCAUCACUGAGGCUAUUUUGGCUCACGCUCUUCAGAUUUGCUCUGAUAAACAUGUGACAGUUAAAACACAAGUUGUAAUUGGGGAUCCAAAGGAGAACAUAUGUGAAGUUGUGGAGGAGUUGCACGCCGAUUUGCUUGUGAUGGGAUGCCGUGCUUUCGGACCUAUUAAAAGGAUGUUUCUGGGAAGUGUAAGCAACUACUGUUCUAACCAUGCACAAUGCCCGGUUAUGAUAGUGAAAGGCACUUAAGAAUCUACUGUCGGUUAUUGAAACUUUGAUCUUAGCAUGCCAUUGUCCGAUGCUUGUAUCUGCAACACUCACUUUGUGUGAUAUGUGAUUGCUUAGCUUCCGGGUAGCCGUUAUUCAAUAUGACAAUGACCAAAUCAUGUUCUGUUGAUGGCGUGCUUUUGUUGUGUGCGGCCAGUAUUGCUUGGGGUGCAAGUCUUUGUACCACAGGUACCAUCUGACCAGCUAUGCCUGCAUCAUUAGUCUCUUCUGCAAGCAGACCUGGAGCCAAAUUCUGGGUGUGAAUAUUCUCCAUUUGUGCUAUUUGUCUUUUUUGCAUUGUCUGUAUUGAUCAGAAUAUUGAUUGUUUGAUUCUUUUGUUGAGAGUGGGGUUUUUCUUAUGUGGCUCCUCUCUAUCUCUAGUUGUGAUUUGGUUUGCAAACUAGAAAAAACUCAUGAUCUAUUUUAGUAAUAAAUAUCAAUGGUUAUUAACUUGAAUA
This is a messenger RNA of Ilex paraguariensis (yerba mate), 1087 nucleotides long. The record is from the annotation of a GenBank genome assembly. Lineage: Eukaryota; Viridiplantae; Streptophyta; Magnoliopsida; Aquifoliales; Aquifoliaceae.